UUAAAAUCAUGUAUUAAUAACUUUAAAGCGUUAAUAUAUAUACUAUAUGAUAUAAAUUCAUAAAAUACUUCUAUGUAGUUUCGCGCGGUGGGAGCACGGAGAGUGAACGGUCUCCCCUUGCUUCCCAAUUAAAUAACGUCUUUGCCGGUUCCAGAUAGAAAGAGGCAAACUAUAUAUUACCACAUUUACUAUUUAGUCAACUUCGAUCAUUUUGCUCGAUGUAGUUUUCCUAUUCACCAUUUUCUAGGCGUAGAGGACAGAGCAAAACCUUUGAUUUUUUAAACAUAGCAGUAUACUGAAUCAACUUGACUUGCUUAUCAAUAGGCGGUGUUCCAAAAUUGAGAAAAUAUCAAAAAUUGAGAAAUAGUUAACUUACAUUAAAUCACUUUUUAAAUGAGUAAAUACAAGGUGAAGAUUGGAAUAAUUGGCGGUUCUGGAUUGGAUGAUCCCCAAAAUCAAAUCCUUAAUUGCCGAACAGUGAUUACUCGAGAAGAUGCCAAAAAUGAUUUUGGAUUGCCUUCUAGCGAUCUUUAUCAGGGAAAUAUUAACGGUGUUGACGUUGUGUUAUUAUCAAGACAUGGACCAGGUCAUAAAAUAAGUCCCACUGCAGUAAAUUACCGUGCAAAUAUUGAAGCUUUACGAUUAGCUGGAUGUACUCACAUACUUGCAUCUGCAGCAUGUGGUUCUUUACAAGAGUGUAUACAUAAAGGGCAGUUAGUUGUGCCAGACAGUUUUAUAGAUAGAACAAUAAAGAGACAUGUAACUCUUUAUGAUGGCACCUCAUCUAAGUAUGCAGGUGUAUGCCAUAUGCCAAUGGAGCCAGCCUUUAGUUCAGAAAUGUCGAAAAUAUUAUUUGAAGCUGGUAAAGAACUAGAAUACGAUAUUAGAAAUGGAGGAACAGUAGCAGUUAUAGAAGGACCACGUUUCUCCUCAAAAGCUGAAAGUAAUGCUCUGCGUCUCUGGGGUGGAGACUUAGUUGGUAUGACUACAUGUCCAGAGGUAUACCUAGCUAAAGAAGCAGGACUUUUAUAUGCAAUUAUUGCAAUGGCAACAGAUUAUGAUUGUUGGAAAAGUUGUGAAGAAACUGUUCACGCAGCUGAUGUAGUAACAUUGUUUAAACAAAAUGUCAAUAAAGUAACAAAUCUGCUUGUAAGAGCAAUUAAAAUUAUUGGAGAAAAGAAUUGGGAUAAAGAAAUUGAUGAUUUACAGGAACUAUGUAGAAGUAGUAAUGUUUCUACUUAAUUCUUUUUUUCUAAUACUGUCUAUAACAAUUGUCCACAACUUACGGUUUUGAUUAAAAAUUAUAACUGACAAAUUGAAUUUUUAUACUUUUAAAUUAAAGGUUUUGGGAAUUAUAUAUAUUAUUGCAUUCAAUAAAU
Nomia melanderi (Alkali bee) is the source of this 1379-nucleotide messenger RNA. RefSeq names its product S-methyl-5'-thioadenosine phosphorylase. Gene Ontology annotation, molecular function: S-methyl-5-thioadenosine phosphorylase activity. The record is from RefSeq and is a predicted model, not a curated record. NCBI's taxonomy places the organism in Eukaryota, Metazoa, Arthropoda, Insecta, Hymenoptera, Halictidae. Gene Ontology annotation, biological process: nucleoside metabolic process. Gene Ontology annotation, cellular component: cytosol.